AGUAACUCACAGCACCCGUGAGCUACCGUGAUCGAAGCUGUCAAACGUCGUCGAUUGACAAUUGGAAAGAAAACUUUGUUUGGUAAACAAUCAGAACACGAGCAAGUUUAGCAAGCAUUCUUCUGUAAUAAAUUGUCGUAAUGGAAUCUUCUAACCCUGCUAAAGAUCCAUUAGCAGUCGCAACCUCGCCUAUUUGUCGAAGGUGGCUGUCUACUGAUGACGAUUUGGUGUCGGUCACUUCCGACGAAAAAGUCGCAUAUCUUUUACAACAAAUAUUCGCCUGUACAAAAGUUCAGAAGAAACUAUUGGCAGAGUUUCCAUCGUGUUUGUGUUCCACCUGCAAAUCGCACUUGGAUUCGAUGGAUAUGUAUCGCUCGCUGUGCAAUUUAAGCAACGUCAAAGUCGAACUGUUUGAGGAAGAAACCGACACCAUCCAUUUGACUGCAGAGCAUUGUAACAACGACCAGCAAACCGAUGACGUUGAAUCGGUGUGGAUCAAAAGUAAAGUGGCCGCAGAAAGUGCGGAAGAGGAUUAUCAAUCGAGUCAAACGGUUUCUGAUUCACAACAAAUGAAUAGUACAUACGGUUACAAUCGAAAACGACUAAAGGCGAUUUAA
Anopheles bellator is the source of this 617-nucleotide messenger RNA. RefSeq lists its product as uncharacterized. NCBI's taxonomy places the organism in Eukaryota, Metazoa, Arthropoda, Insecta, Diptera, Culicidae. Bases 141 to 617 code for a protein of 158 amino acids. The transcript is spliced from 4 exons. The record is from RefSeq and is a predicted model, not a curated record.